Melozone crissalis (California towhee) is the source of this 2574-nucleotide messenger RNA. It is a transcript of the gene CHRM2, whose product is annotated as cholinergic receptor muscarinic 2. Lineage: Eukaryota; Metazoa; Chordata; Aves; Passeriformes; Passerellidae. Gene Ontology annotation, cellular component: plasma membrane. Gene Ontology annotation, biological process: regulation of heart contraction; adenylate cyclase-activating adrenergic receptor signaling pathway. Gene Ontology annotation, molecular function: G protein-coupled acetylcholine receptor activity. The record is from RefSeq and is a predicted model, not a curated record. The coding region runs from base 226 to 1623 and encodes 465 amino acids. The transcript is spliced from 2 exons.
UAUCACGGUGCCGAGCGCUCCGUGUUUCCCCCAGCCCAGCCCCUCUGGCUCCUGGUGGAAGAUAUGGAAGAGGAAGAUAAAGCCGCUGGCUGCGGGCGCUGACGGCCGCAUGCCUCUGCCGCCGCCGCCGCUCCAGCGAGCCGCUUGCAGCGGGAUGAGAUGCAACUCCUGCUAAUUGGAUCACAGGCUUAAGUUGUAAGUGGGUAUCUUGUUACCAGAGGCGAAAUGAAUAACUCAACGUACAUAAACUCUUCCUCUGAAAAUGUGAUGGCCUUGGAGAGCCGCUAUAAAACUGUCGAGGUGGUGUUCAUCGUCCUGGUGGCAGGGUCCCUCAGCCUAGUCACCAUAAUUGGCAACAUCCUGGUCAUGGUGUCCAUCAAAGUCAACAGGCACCUCCAGACUGUCAACAAUUAUUUCCUGUUCAGCCUGGCCUGCGCUGACUUGAUCAUCGGCAUCUUUUCCAUGAACCUGUACACCCUGUACACUGUGAUAGGCUACUGGCCCUUGGGGCCCGUGGUGUGUGACCUCUGGCUGGCUCUGGACUACGUGGUCAGCAACGCCUCAGUAAUGAACCUGCUCAUUAUCAGCUUUGACAGGUACUUUUGUGUCACCAAGCCCCUGACGUAUCCCGUGAAGCGGACCACGAAGAUGGCCGGCAUGAUGAUCGCAGCCGCCUGGGUGCUGUCCUUCAUCCUCUGGGCCCCUGCAAUUCUCUUCUGGCAGUUCAUUGUGGGAGGAAGGACUGUCCCAGAUGGGGACUGCUACAUCCAGUUUUUUUCCAACCCUGCUGUCACUUUUGGCACUGCCAUUGCAGCCUUCUACCUGCCUGUUAUCAUCAUGACUGUCCUUUACUGGCAAAUCUCCCGAGCCAGUAAGAGUCGGAUAAAGAAAGGAAAAAAGGAAGCUGCCCAAAACCAAGAAACAGUUUCCCCCAGCCUUGUCCAAGGUAAAAUAGUGAAACCAAACAAUAACAAUAUCCCGACCAGCGGGGAUGGGUUGGAGCACAGCAAAAUUCAGAAUGGAAAAACCAGUGAAGAGACUGUGACCAAUAACUGUGUUCAAGGGGAGAAGGAGAGCUCCAAUGACUCCACCUCCAUCAGUGCAGUCGCUUCCAACUUGAAAGAGGAUGAAGCUACCAAAGAUGCCAGGCAAGCUUCUGCCUCCCAAGACCAUGUCAAAGCAGAGAACUCCAAGCUGACAUGCAUCAGGAUAGUCACCAAGUCCCAAAAGGGGGACUGCUGUGCCCCUACCAACACUACCGUGGAGAUCGUAGGCACGAACGGGGAGGAGAAGCAGAACAGCGUGGCCCGGAAGAUCGUCAAGAUGACAAAGCAGCCAGCCAAAAAGAAACCACCCCCUUCUAGAGAGAAAAAGGUGACAAGGACGAUUCUGGCCAUCCUCCUGGCCUUCAUCAUCACCUGGACCCCAUACAAUGUGAUGGUGCUCAUCAACAGCUUCUGCACAUCCUGCAUCCCCGGCACCGUGUGGACCCUGGGUUACUGGCUCUGUUACAUCAACAGCACCGUCAACCCCGCCUGCUACGCGCUCUGCAACGCCACCUUCAAGAAGACCUUUAAGGACCUUCUCAUGUGUCAUUACAAGAAUAUAGGAGCUACAAGGUAAAAAUUAUAAUGAAAAUAAUUAUGGAAAGGGUGGAGAAGUUCCAAAUUAAAUUUCAAAAAAACCCUUUGAUGCUACAGCACUUUAUGGUCUUCUAUGGAAUGUGCAAUCCAGGAUGUUAGUGGAAAUACUGAUAAGGGGCAUUGGCUGUACCCCUGAGGACUACACUUUAAAACAUUUUUUUAAUAAAUGAAAAUAAAUCUUUGGGACACGGGGAUGUUUGAGAAAUUAUUCAAGUAUGUGGACUGGAGGCACAGUUCCUUACUUUCUGAGAGUAUUCUGCAGAAGGGCUUUAAAGUCUAUGAUUUUUGGUCAUUCUGUGUAAAAUACUUGUUCUUUCAUUCUCUUUUUCUUGUGUUUUUUCCUGUGUGUGUUUAUUAUGUCUUCAUCCAGGUAAAAAAAAAAAAAAAAAAAAAAAAAAAAUUUUAAUAAUAACUGUGUGGAAGAGGCAUAGGAGUUUGGAAGAUCAUUGCAUAAUCCAAAUCAAUCAUGGCAGAAAUUUUCUAAAGCUCAAAGUUGUCUAAAGUUGUUUUGCCACUGUCAUGUAAGAAGCUUAAUGUUAGGUAAAUCAUGAUGAAAGUUUUUUCUGUUGUUUAUGACACCACCAUUUCCAAAACCACAUCAGUUCUGAAAGUUUUCUUAUGCACAACAUGUAAUCAUUGUAUAUUGUUACAAGUCUGCUGCUUGCCCCAUCCCAGGGGCUUUUGUUCUGUGACUUCCUCAUCAUGUCAAGAUCAAAGUGAAAAGACUUGGUCUCGUCCAGAUUGCUACAUGCCAAGACUUCUUCAGCAUCCAUGUAAACCAAAGCUUUUGAGACAAUUUUGUUCACUUUAUUCAUCACGUGACAUCAACCUGUGGAUUUGUCUUUUACCUUCAUCAGCCUUUUCUUCCUUUCUGUACCUUACUUGUCCAGGGCAAGACUGAACAUCAAAAAAAAGAAGCUGUAAAUUUAAA